Molecule: messenger RNA, 3219 nt
Organism: Platichthys flesus (European flounder)
Lineage: Eukaryota; Metazoa; Chordata; Actinopteri; Pleuronectiformes; Pleuronectidae
Product: protein tyrosine phosphatase type IVA 2-like
Exons: 9
Coding region: 980-1504 (174 amino acids)
Biological process (GO): protein dephosphorylation
Cellular component (GO): nucleus
Molecular function (GO): protein tyrosine phosphatase activity
Source: RefSeq, a predicted model, not a curated record
CCGGAAGCUGUUGGUAUUAUUGUGGCUAGCUCGACCACUCUGUUCGACAUGUCUCCUUCGCAGACUCUUUUCCGUCAGUAGAAGAAGCGUCGGGAUUUAUCGCCAAACAACUACUAGUUCAGGUUAGCACUAAGCUAGCGGGCCGUUGUCAGCCAGGAGCCAGAACAUCAGCAGCAGCAUCAUCAUCAAUGGUGUGUCUACAUCCCGGAGCCGUCACAUUCUCCUGUGUGCGCUCGAUGAACCAUCUCCUCAGCUAUCAGCACAGCUGCACAUGUAUGGCGUUUGCGAGGCUUGGAGGGGAGUUUUGCCAAGCCCAGCACCUGAUGCUCAUUGUGGAUAAAUGAACAGGAGACAGCAGCAAGGCACACACACUGCCAUUCACCUACACGGUGUGUGUUGAUACUGACUGGUUGUGUGUCUAUGCAGGGACAUCUUGUCAUAGACAGGUUCACGGUCCUUCCUGCCAUCUUGUUCAAUCAUAUGAAGACACGCCUAAAUUCAGUGUGUCACCUGUCCUGGGGAGUGGGGGAGGAUCUGGACCAGGAGUUUCCUUUCUGCUCUUCUACUUUCCUGCUUUUCCUUCCUGCUUCACAUCUCACUCUCACGAGUCUUCUCUGAAUGGGCUAAGAGAUUUGAAAGAAAAGAAGGAUAUAUAUUUUCUGUCCUCAGUUUUUUUUUAUUCUGGACUUUAGGUGUGUUCUCCAGUCGUCCUCAUCCCAAAUCUGCUCAUUUCAAUUUUAGUUUUCAAGCGAUUUUUUUCCUUCACUGCCAAAAAAGUUUAGAUUUUUAUCCUGUUUCUUCUUUAUUUAUCUUUCCCCCCUGUUUUUGAUUCAAAAAACGUUUUAUCGUCAAUUGAGUAGAAUAUUUACAUUUCCCCAUAAAUUAUUUUAAAUUUUUUAGUGUUCUAGAGUUUUUUUUUAAAAACACACUUUGCUUCUUAUCUUUAAUUCUUCAUCAACAAGCCUUUGCUGGUCUAACAAUGAACCGACCGGCUCCAGUGGAGAUCUCCUAUGAAUGUCUGAGAUUCCUCAUCACGCACAACCCCACCAAUGCACAACUAGGAAGGUUUAUAGAGGAUCUGAAGGCAUUUGGAGUUAACACCUUGGUACGAGUGUGUGCUGCUACAUAUGACAAGACACCGGUCGAACAAGAAGGCAUACAAGUUCUGGAUUGGCCAUUUGAUGAUGGCUCAGCUCCUCCAGACCGGUUGGUGGACGAUUGGUUGAACCUGCUUCAGACAAAGUUUAGAGACGAGCCUGGCUGCUGUGUGGCUGUGCACUGUGUUGCUGGACUGGGACGAGCUCCUGUGUUGGUGGCCCUGGCUCUAAUUGAGUGUGGGAUGGAGUAUGAAGAUGCGGUGCACUUCAUAAGACUGAAGCGUCGUGGGGCGUUCAACUCCAAGCAGCUGCUUUACCUAGAAAGCUACAAACCUAAACUGUGUCUGCGCUCUAAAGACGCCAACGGGCAGAGCUGUUGUAUACAAAAUGUAAAGACCUCACUGUGAAGUCCUGCAAAUAUUCACUGUAAUCAAACAACUUCUGAUGUUACAUCAAAAUGAGCCUAAAGAGUGGACGUGUUAAAGGUAACCUCACCUCAACGUGAAGCAGAACUGCACAAAUCAUCACAUUAAAGGGAAAAACCCACAGUCUGACUGAACUCCUUUUACAGGUGGGGUAAGCGAUUCUGUGGAACGAGUGUAGAUCGAUUUGAACAGAGGGAACAAAGUCAAUUCACUGCUUCUUCAGCAGCUCAUCUUCCCACAUUCCUACCUGUGCAUAGCCAAGGUAAACCACUGAUCUCAAAAAGAUGGGAUUAACCAAAAACAUGAGUAAUUGGGACAACGCACUAAGCAAGUGUGACCAAAUUAUCUUUCCCCUUUCAUCCUAUUCAGCUCUGGUCUCUCCGACAUUGAAACAGCUCAUGAUGUUCACGCGGGCCUUCACCUUUUCGAUAUUUCAUCAUCUUAUUUGGGUUAGCUGGAGUCUGGUUCUUCACCACUGAGCAAUUGGAGAACCGCUGUGAACAUUAUUGUGGUUCUACAAUCCUGUGAGUUAGCAUUUCCAGUGGCUAACAGUAGUUGUCACGUUCUGAAACAGCUGUGGAGGUGUUCGUUAUCCGAGGCCACUUUUUCACAUCAUCCCUCGAUAGUAGAAGACACUUUAAUGAUAACAUUAUCUCAUUUAAGAUGUAACAGGUAAUAUUUACAAAACUAACACCGAGAAAGAUGAUUACAGUACUGUUAGCACAUACUUCUUACGACUGUUCCUGUGGAAAUCGCAGCCCCCCCCCCCCAUUCUUAGUUUGAGCAUGAACACCCUUGUUGCUGAUUGGGUGAAACACUAUUGUGCUGUUCAGGUCACCCAGCUUUCUUUGUUCUCCAAAUACAAUUUUUUUUUUUUAACCCACACACAGUGAGUAUACAGCUAGCUGACCAAGACUAGAUAUUCUCAGAAUUUGGCUAAAUGUAUUUUGGAUUAAAAUAUACCUUCCUUUAACUGUCCCUGUGAACUCAAGUUUUCUUGGCUGUAAAAGUGGAAAAACAAUCACAAAGGUCACCCUCUACAUACAAAGUUAUAAAUGCAGCUAAAAUAAUAAAUGCUGCUGAUGUAAACAGAGAUUUUCUAAUUGUGAAUUUUGACAUAUUAAAAAUGAUAUAGCAUUGAGUAAAUAGUUGGCAGUAUGUGCUAUCAGAGGCGUGCUGGUUUAUUGCACAUCAAAUCACACUGUGGUCCACACUAAUUUAUUUAUUUUUUUUCAAAUUCUUCCACUUACUGACCAAAACAUUGCUCUGCAGCCAGAUGGUGGCACAGAAAGAAACAGAUUUAACAAAAACGUGUUCAGAAGAGGAAAUCAUAAAUGGGUAAAUCUACCUACUUAGUAUUUUUUCUGGAACAAAGUCACGUCACAAUCUUCCAAAAACUUUCUGUGUUUUUCCAGAAACAAGCAUGGAACAGGACUGUGAAGCCAACAUGGCUGCCACUGAACGUAAUGACCGUUGUCUCUGUCCGGGUCUGUACCUACAUGGCUGUCUGCUCAGCUGCUGUGUUUGUGAUUUUGGUCUUUGCGAUGGUCUUGUUUAUUUUCUUUCCCUUGUACCUCUUAUCUAUUUGUAUUUUGUGUUUAUUUAAUGGCUCCACUGUGUUUCUUUGUGAAAUGUUUGUCUGCUGGAGGAAAAAAAAAUCAAUUAGUCUUGAAAAAUUAAAGUGUUUCGUACUUUAA